AUGGUGGAAUCAAAGGGAGGGAAGACAGAAGGAGGCGGCAGUGACGGUCCUCUGUCUUCUGUCGUGAACGUCAAGUCGUUUCCGUUCUGGAGUCUGAAAUCGGUGCGUAUGCACUUCGCCGUCAUGUUGUGCUUCGUGGUUCUGGCCAACACCAUGAUGAGAAACACGUUGAGCAUGGCCAUUCUCUGCAUGGUGAACUACACCGCCGUACAGGAGAUGGAUGUAACAUCGAUUCCCGUCAACCGCACGAAUGUUCCUCCCGGCUGCCAGCUGACCGAGGCCACCAUGAAGCAGUAUGAGGUAUAA
Soboliphyme baturini is the source of this 306-nucleotide messenger RNA. The record is from the annotation of a GenBank genome assembly. Lineage: Eukaryota; Metazoa; Nematoda; Enoplea; Dioctophymatida; Soboliphymatidae.